Molecule: messenger RNA, 696 nt
Organism: Pecten maximus
Lineage: Eukaryota; Metazoa; Mollusca; Bivalvia; Pectinida; Pectinidae
Product: prostatic spermine-binding protein-like
Exons: 2
Coding region: 1-696 (231 amino acids)
Source: RefSeq, a predicted model, not a curated record
AUGGCAGUCGGUAAAUGCCAUGUAACCGUACUUCAUGUGGAACAGCCAAAACCAGAUAGACGUCAGACCAAUAAUUGUAAACUGAACUGUAAAAAGUGUUUACAAACUGGGCAGAUACCAGGGCAACGUAUGCUUGAAUGUCCCAACCAAAUGCUGGACUUAACAAAAGUAGAUGAUCAAGAAAUGAAAUCGGGUCCUCCGGUAGAACGCAGAUCGCGACAUGAAAAUCUUACUGACACUGACGGAUCUGAUGAUGACACUGAAAGAUAUGAUGAUGACACCGACAGAUCUGGUGAUGACAACGACAUAUCUGAAGAUGCUGAUGACAGAUCUGAUGAUGACAAUGACAGACCUAAUGAUGACACUGACACAUCUGAUGAUGACGCUGACACAUAUGAUGAUGACACUAACGGAUCUGAAGACGACGCUGAUAGAUCUGAUGAUGACGAUGACAGACCUGAUGAUGACACUGACACAUCUGAUGAUGACACUGACAGAUCUGAUGAUGACGAUGACAGAUGUGAUGUUAACACUAAUAGAUCGGAUGAUGACGAUGACAGAUGUGAUGAUGACACUGACAGAUCUGUUGAUGACACUGACAGAUCUGUUGAUGACACUGACAGAUCUGAUGACAAUGACGGAUCUGAUGAUGACGUACGUGUACAGCGCGACUCUUUCGCGCGCGAGUUCGAGUAA